Molecule: messenger RNA, 1139 nt
Organism: Telopea speciosissima
Lineage: Eukaryota; Viridiplantae; Streptophyta; Magnoliopsida; Proteales; Proteaceae
Product: LIM domain-containing protein WLIM1-like
Exons: 5
Coding region: 60-629 (189 amino acids)
Biological process (GO): actin filament bundle assembly
Cellular component (GO): actin cytoskeleton; plasma membrane
Molecular function (GO): actin filament binding
Source: RefSeq, a predicted model, not a curated record
GGAGAUCAUCUUGGUGGGUCUUUUAGUUUGAUUGAGAGAAGAAAAGUGUGAGACUUGAAAUGGCAACUUUCGCAGGGACGACUCAGAAAUGUAAGGCUUGUGAGAAGACGGUUUACUUGGUGGAUCAGCACACGGCUGACAACAAGGUUUAUCACAAGGCUUGUUUCCGAUGCCAUCACUGCAAGGGUACCCUCAAGCUUAGUAACUACUCCUCCUUUGAAGGUGUUCUGUAUUGCAAGCCUCACUUUGACCAACUCUUCAAGAUGACUGGAAGUUUGGACAAAAGUUUUGAAGGUGCUCCAAAAGAAGCUAGAGUUUCUGAUAAGGGCCAUGUCAACAGCAAAGUCUCAAGUAUGUUUGCUGGAACCCAAGAUAAGUGUGUUGCUUGCAAGAAAACCGUUUACCCACUUGAGAAGGUAGCAGUAGAUGGUACCUCAUACCAUAAAGCGUGUUUCAAGUGUACCCAUGGGGGCUGUGUGAUCAGCACAUCUAACUAUGUUGCCCAUGAGCACAGGCUCUAUUGUAAGCAUCAUCAUUCUCAGCUCUUCAAAGAGAAGGGGAAUUUCAGCCAACUUGACAAGCAUGAAGAUGCUAAAGGUGUCGCUGACGAUGCUGUUCUUGAUGCAUGAAAUUUGUCUUUUGAUCUCUCAAGGGUUUUCCAUGUCUUGCCCAUCAUAGCCUUUGUAUGUGAAACUGUAGGAUCUAUAUCUACAAGGUUCUUUCUAAGCAUGAGUGGAAACUAUGGAAGUAUAUAACAGAGGUAUUGGCCUAGUUUUCUAUUUUUUGGAGGUCAACAGUCAAACACAGGAGUUUCAGUCAUUUUCUAAUUCUUUUGAGUGUGAGGUUUGAAUAAUAUUACAGAAGAGGAAUAUAUUCUCUUACUUUUUGCCAUAAUCUAAACCAAAAUCUUUGGAGGGAGUGCUUUAAGUUUGAAAUGGAUGUUUUUGUUUUAAGAUAGAGAAGUCAAGUUGUUCUAUGGUUAGUUGCUGUAUUGCAAGCAGAAUUUGGUGCCUUUUCUUUUGAAAACAAAGCUGGCUAUUUGAUGUUUGAUUUUCUCUGUGGUAUCUAGAGUACAUAAUUGGUGUUUGUAGCUUGUUGAUAUGGACUGAAUCAGUCACCACUUUGGCUCAUUGUCUUCU